Adineta steineri is the source of this 954-nucleotide messenger RNA. The record is from the annotation of a GenBank genome assembly. NCBI's taxonomy places the organism in Eukaryota, Metazoa, Rotifera, Eurotatoria, Adinetida, Adinetidae.
AUGGCUGGAAGUGGACAAAGACGUGCUCCUGGUGAAUAUAUUAAUUUGCCUUCGCAUGCAGCAGCUGACGUUGAUGCUUAUUUUGAAUAUCGAGCGAUUGUUGGUGAUGAUGAUGGGGGAAGAGUUUUUAGUCCUCAAGAAUAUGAAGAAUAUAAGAGAAGAGUUCUACCAAUGCGUCUUCACAAUCGGUUAUAUGUAUCAUGGGUCAACCCUCAAGGAAUGGAUUGUAUAUUAAUUGGUCCACAACAUAAAUGUCUUUGUCGACAUAAAUUCUCUGAGCAUAAAACAGAUUUCCCUGAAAUACCAACUGAACGACCAAUACUUAUUUCAUGUAAACAACCUGGUUGUCGUUGUGUUUCAUUUGAAUAUGUUGCAAAUGCAUCGGGUACUAGUGAUCCAAAUUGUCGUUGUAAACAUUCACUUGAUAAUCAUAAUACAAGACCACCAUAUAAAUGCCAAAAAAAUUGUAAUUGUACUGGAUUUUCUGCUCCAUUUACAUGUACAUGUGGUGAAUCAGCAAAUAAACAUAUAACUUUGGUUGAAUCAAAGGAAGAAAGAGAACAACGUGGUCAUCCCACAGGUUAUGCAACACCAUACAAAGCAAUGGGUGGUUUGACAGGAUUUAGUUCCCUAGCUGAAGGUUAUUUAAGACUUGAUCCUAGCGGACGAGGACGACCUGAUGAUGAAUUUCUAAAUCAACCAAUAACUGCUAUGGAUCACCCAAUUCUUCGUUCACAUGCAUCUCAUGAUCCUAAUAGUGCAGAAGCAAAAUCACAAAUGAGACGUCCCGGUGAAUCUGAAUUAGAUUUUUAUGAACGUCGUUAUCAAGAACGAAAUAAACUUUCACGUAGCAUUCGUGCACCACCAAAUCCUUACGAUGCUAAUGCUCAUCUAACUACCGGUACACGAACUGAUAAACCACCACCACGUCGUAUUACUGGUGGCAAAAAAUAG